AUGAACAGCCCCGUAUCUUGCGGGCCCCGGGCAAAUCGUAGUGCGCUUUUUGACAACCGGCCGGACAAUGUAGUGGGAGGCGGCGUGGGGGACGAAGAAGCGGAAGCUCGUGGAAGAGGGUCCCCUUCUGCCCACAACGCUACAGGGCGUGCAGACCUCCACAAGAACGACGAGGGGGAGAAAUCUGCAUUGCCAGACGAGGAGAUGGUCGACGCGCCGGACGCUGUUGUUGUAGCUUUCCCCAACGUGGCUUCGAAGACCCAGCAACCGUUGGUGUCGGCUGUGAAUGCAGAGGGCUACAGCAUCAUUUCCAAGGGCGAGCUGGUGAUGCACUUUCUACCUGAGGGUUGGGUUGGCACGGUGGUUCUGAAGCCGACGUCUACAGACGAGCCGGUUCGACUGUCGCCGUCGAUGGACCUGGAUGGGGAGUACACAUGGUCACUUCAGGCUGGAGAAUACUUGAUGGAGGCGCAGGAGAAGAGAGCGGCGUUUCAGGGCCAGAUGAGCGGCGGGGUUCGAGCAAGCAUCAGCAGCGGUGGCCUCGGUGUGAGGAGCUCGGUCAGCUGCGGUGGAGGACGCGCCGUGAGGAGCGCCAUGAGCUUUGGGGGAAGAGGACGCGACGGGCGUACUACCCUGAGCAGGUUUCAUUCGGCCGCGACUUCGUUUGGGCCGACGGUGACGCCGAGGCAAACGGGAAUGCCGCCCCGCAGCGCCUCACUUGGAGGGGGGGGCGAGUGGAGGGGUUGCAAAGAAGGAGGAGAGGAAGCGAUGGGAGGGGAUGGCAGGGUUGAAAGAGAAGCGGAGCCGAGGAAGAGAGCGGUAGACAAAGAGGCUUUGAAGGAGAUGAAAGAGGCCUGGAAGGGUGUUGAGGGGGAGUCCUCGAAGGGGGAGGGUGAGGAGAAGCAUAACAGCGGAGAGAAGAGCGUGUCAAGGAGCGGAGGGACGGGGAGCGUGGUAGAUGCGGUGUUGUUGAGCCCGAAGGUGAAGCAGACGAGUAGGCUUUGGCAGCUGCUGCAGAGCGUGGAGCCGGAAAGGGUGGAAGGGUUACACGGACCGGUAGAUGGAGACAAGGUGUUGUUGAUGGCGGAGGAAGCGUACACGAGUAGGGGUGGGGGAGAUGCGAGUUACUGGAUAGCGGGAAAGACGACAAGUAUGGCAACGCUGUUUGGGGCAAAAGUAAGGAGUUGGAAGUGCGCAGGGGGGAAGAAAUGCGUGAAUGAGGAGUGCACAUACAAGGCGCAGUUCGGGGAGCAGAACGUGAAGUCGUUUGAGAGGAGACAAGGGAACGAGGAGAAGUGGUAUUGUUUUCAUUGCAAGAAGGAGGCGGAAGAUCUGGGGGAGAAGUGCGAAGUGUUGAAGUGGACGACCAAGAACGAUGGAGAACUGGCGUACUGCCACAAGGGGAAGCACAACCAUGACCUGGCGAUGCUGGAGAGCAAGGGAGAAAAGGAUGCGUACCAGAUGCAAGUCAUGGAGAUGGUGCGAGCGGACAGGUCGAUGACGCCGGCGCGAGUGAAGAUGGCGAUGGCGGUUGAAGCGAUUUUGGACGAGAUGGAGGCGGGGAAGGAGAGAAGCGCAGAGGAUUCUCAGGCGUAA
Molecule: messenger RNA, 1596 nt
Organism: Klebsormidium nitens
Lineage: Eukaryota; Viridiplantae; Streptophyta; Klebsormidiophyceae; Klebsormidiales; Klebsormidiaceae
Source: the annotation of a GenBank genome assembly